Chaetomium globosum CBS 148.51 is the source of this 720-nucleotide messenger RNA. RefSeq lists its product as uncharacterized. The record is from RefSeq and is a predicted model, not a curated record. The transcript has 2 exons. The coding region runs from base 1 to 720 and encodes 239 amino acids. NCBI's taxonomy places the organism in Eukaryota, Fungi, Ascomycota, Sordariomycetes, Sordariales, Chaetomiaceae.
AUGCGUGUCUUGUCACUUUUUGCCCUCGUGGCGCCCCUCGUUUCGGCCAUCCAGUUUCAGGAGCCGUUCGCCAACUCGACCCUCAAAAAGGGGGAGACGUACAGCGUGAAGUGGAGCAGUGUCGACACUGAUCCCACCGUGUUCAGCAUCUUCCUGGUCAACUUUGUCGACUGGCCCCCCUUUUACACCCAGGUUGCUUCCGAUGUUCCGACCUCCGAGGGCGAGCACAAGGUUACUGUCCCUUGUGAUGUGAACUCCUCGUGGGGCUUCCAAUUCAACGCCAUCAACGGCACCAACGUCUUCGUCAUCCACGCCCAAACCCCUAAGUUCUCCAUCCGUGACGGCGAUUGCCACGGUGCCGGCCCCAUCACGCCGCCGGACGAGUCGUCUUGCCACCCCGUGACCGUCACCGAGACCGCCACCAGCACCGUCACCGUGUCCCCCACCUGCUCUCUGCUGCCGCCGUCCUCCGAGGAGUCUGCCACCAGUGUCGUUGUUAUGCCCAGCGCCGAGCCCAGCGCCCCUUCUGCUUCGGUCCCCGCCAACCCUGAGCCCACCGAGGGUUCCGAGGAUGUUUCGGAGCCGACCGUGACCAGCCCGCCCGUGGUGGGUGGUGCUGAUGAUGGCUCGGAGGAGGACGCCAUUACUAGCACCGUGUACUCGACCGUGUACCGGGAUUUGUCGGAGGUUGAGGACUGUGCCCAUCUCUGCUCGGCUUGA